Messenger RNA from Saccostrea echinata, 272 nucleotides. RefSeq names its product copper transport protein ATOX1-like. Bases 57 to 272 code for a protein of 71 amino acids. The transcript has 3 exons. The record is from RefSeq and is a predicted model, not a curated record. Gene Ontology annotation, molecular function: metal ion binding; copper chaperone activity. NCBI's taxonomy places the organism in Eukaryota, Metazoa, Mollusca, Bivalvia, Ostreida, Ostreidae. Gene Ontology annotation, cellular component: cytosol. Gene Ontology annotation, biological process: copper ion transport.
AGUUACCGUUCUUGAGAUACACAUCUUUGACAGCUGCCGACACGUUAACAAGGAAGAUGUCACAGACAUACGAGUUUGAGAUGGCGAUGACUUGCGAAGGGUGUGCUGGGGCCGCUAAAAGAGUGUUGGGAAAGCUAGGUGGUAAUGUAACUAAUGUGGAAACCAAUGUUGAGACUAAGAAGGUCAAAGUGACAUCAUCACUGUCUUCUGAUGAGUUGUUGGAGCAGCUUAAGAAAACAGGAAAGGAGGUCAAGUUUUUGGGAACAGUGUAG